ACAUUUAAAUAAUAGUUUUUGACUACACUGAUUGGAUGUUCUCGUGGAGCCCGCCUCUCUACAUUUGUUCCAAGUGGUGAUGGUCUGUACACUGUGGACAGGCAGAUGCAGGGGCUUCAUCCUGAUAUCUUGUUUAGCUGGCAAACCUAGCUCCAGCCGUUCUGGGAUUAAAGCCUAUGACUUGCAAGGAUUUUUCAAGAUUGCCAAAAUAAAAAAGCAAGAGUGGAAAUAGAGGUCUGCAGGUGGAGGAAGGCGCCACCAUGAGGCCGACAGUGGGAUGUCUGUUGCUCUCUCUAAUGAUGUCUGUGGGUCAGACUCUGAAGUGUCCGCGUGUCUGCGUCUGUGACAACACAAAGCUCACUGUGAAGUGCAUAGGGAAUAAUCUCACACACAUUCCACCUACUAUAGACGAGAUCAUAGUGAAACUGGACUUGAAGAAGAAUAAUUUUGGGGAACUGCCCAAAAAUGCCUUCAAACACACCCCGUACCUGACCCAGCUCAGCCUGCAGGGGUGCAGUGUCCAGGCCGUCAGAGAGGGGGCGUUCCGGGGCCUUUCACGCUUGUUGCAGCUUGACCUCACCAACAACAACAUUGACAUCCUCUACCAGGAGUCAUUUGAUGGUUUAUCAUCACUGAAGCAGUUGUAUUUAGACCGGAACCGCAUUGAAGAGAUCCAUCCUGGAGCUUUUGCUGCAUUGAACUCUUUAAACCUGCUUUCACUCACUUAUAACCAGCUAGUCUACCUUCCUAAUAUGGCAUUUCAGGGUAUGAUGAAUAUCCAAAUGUUACACUUGAGUCAUAACUCCCUUAAUAAUCUGGCGACUGAAGCCUUUGCUGGUCUUCUUGCUCUUACACACUUAAACCUGGACCAUAAUGAACUCCAGUACUUCCCCACCAAAACUAUGACCAGACUGAUUGAGGUGACUCAUCUGGACAUGAGUUAUAACCCCAUGACGUAUCUGGUUGAGGAGAGCGUGGUUAUGCCGAAGCUCACACAUCUGUCUCUGAAGCACAAUGCUCUGCAGGAUCUGUCAGAAUCUACCAUAUCUCUGUCUCCUGUCAUCUCUCACCUGGACCUGAGCUUCAACCAGCUGUCGUAUAUACAGGCCCUCGCAGCAUCUACACACCUCACCAGCCUGAACCUCACCGGAAACCCCAUCAGGUGUACAUGUUUACUGCGGGAUCUGAAACUGUGGGCACUGAAGUCAGGAAUCAGACUCUUUGGGGUCUGUGCUUGGCCUCCACACCUCUCAGAUGAACCUCUGGAAAAUGUUCAAGAACAGGAUCUCCGCUGCAGACCGCAGGAUGAGUGGACAUCAGAUGUGAUUGAAGAAGGCACAAAAGAAGAAGAAGAAGGAGUGCAAGAAAAGACAGUAUCUACAGCCAAGUCAAAGAAAACAAGGAAAUGCCCAAAGGAUUGCCUAUGUGAGUAUGCAGCUCAGCACGCUACAUGUGAAAACCGUGGCCACACUAAAGUCCCCUCUGGUUUCCCGAGAAAAACACUUCUUCUUGACAUGCGUGGCAAUCAUUUCCACUAUCUCCCAAGCAAAAGUUUCCCUGGCAUCCCCGAGGUGGUGUCUCUUCACCUGGACAGCUGUAAGAUCCAUGAGAUCGAAGGUGGAGCUUUCCAGGGCAUGAAGAACCUGAUAUACCUCUACCUGUCCGACAACCAGCUGUCCUCUCUGGACGCAAAAGUCUUUGAAGGUGCCCAUGAGAUCAUGUACCUUCACCUGGAAGACAAUAAACUCACUCAUUUUCCUUCAUCAGCAACUCUGACUCACAUUCCCAAACUCCUGGAGCUGCAUCUGGAGAGAAACCUCAUAGCUAAACUAGAGCCUUCAGGACUUCUUUCUCCAGUCCUUCAGCUUACAGGACUCUACCUCAAUAACAACUCCAUCGCUACUAUAGUGCCGAAAGCUCUGGAUCCUGCUCCCAAGUUGGACGUUCUUCAUCUUGAAGAUAAUGUGUUAACGGAUGUGCCAAGUGAUGCAUUAGACCACGCCCCUCUUUUGACUGAGCUCCACCUCUCUGGGAAUCUGAUUCGCUGGAUCGGUCCCAGAGCAUUUCGCGUGGUGGCUGAAAGUCUAAAGAACCUGCUCAUUGAUAGAAUGGGUCUUCAAAAGAUGAGUGUGAGGUCUCUGGCAGGGUUUGGUCCUCGUCUGCUGUCUUUGUCUCUGGAAGACAAUCUGUUGGAGGAGUUGCCUGACCUUUCACCUCUUGCUGGACUUCAAAACCUCAGUCUCAACAAAAAUCCACUAAUGUGUGACUGCAAAUUGCUACCAUUUUACAGAUGGUUGGAGAAGAUGAGUCUGAGGGUUGAGGCGGUGUGCUUUUACCCCUCCGAGCUUCGAGGUCAGUCUGUAAUGGAGUCUGCCAUCUAUAAGAACUGCUCUAUAGAAAAUGCUCAUUCCUUUAAUGAGACCUCCAUCCCAACCAAAGCCCAUGAACCCAACAUACCCAACCCCACACAGCCCACAGAACCAUCUUAUGCUAAACUGAAACUGGCAAAGACAAAGAUAGCUGCGACACCAAAGAAAACCAAAUCUAAAGAAUUCAAACCAGAGCGAGCUCUGAAAAUGACCAGGCCAAACAAGAAAAAAAGAAGACGACCAAAAAUGAAGUUGCCAAUGAUAUGAGCAAUAGGAUUUCUUGAUUUAAACGAUAUAGAUAUCAUACUAAGGGGUAGUAGUGCUGCUGAUUUGUUUACGGGUAAUCCAGUGCACGAGUCCAUAUGCCCCCAUUUUUUAAAAAUGAAAGCGAAAGCGAGGCUGCGGUGGGAAGAAACCCAGAGGAAUAGGAUCAGCACGUUAAACAUGUACUCCACAACAUGCUGUGGAGUACAAACCUCUUGCUGUUUCCACGAUUUCAAAGUGUAGAUGUGGAGUAAACAUUCAGUUAAGUUUAAUUUAACAAAAAAAAGCACAUUAGGCCUCAAACAAAACCACAAUCUCUUUUAAAGUUAUACGCUUAAGUGUCUUACUAGGCUUCAGUUUAUGGAACCAGGUAAACACUGCGGGGACGCUUACCUGCUUCAGCCAAUGUAACCCGGUGAGCGAUAAAACAAUGCAGUCCUCUCUAGCACACCAUUGUGUUGUCAGUAAUAUUGUUGUCCCGGUACUGAAAUUUAAAAAACUAACAUUUAACAUGCUAGCAUUUAAGCGCCGUUGAGCACGUUUUUAAACUCCGCUGAUCUGCGGUGAAAUUACUGUUAUCGGCGGUGAUUGUCAUCAGUUUACCUCUCUUCACAAGUGCAAACACAGAUACACGGACACUGGAGCGUUUUAAAGUUCAGUCAAGUCAUCAGCAGAUCGCUUGUCUGCGUUUGCAUUCUGUAAACAUUGGUGAAGUGCAGUGAACUGAUGACCUUUACGACCAAUCACAGUCAUUUCUGUUAAGCACUGGUGGAAAGAAAACAUUUGCUAACUAGUGCCAUUUCCCUUAACUUAGGGGAAAAUAAGGUCCGAUAUGCCUUUUUAUUUUCACCAUGCAUUCAGAAAGGACCUUCGGGUCACUCGGAAAGUGGUGAAAUUAUAAAUUUGUGUUCACUGAUAAGAUAUAAAUCCAGGUACACAACAAUACGCCAUCUUGGAUGCCGUUCCUGUGUGACUCCAGGCGUUACUUCCAGGUUUAUUUCCACUGCAGACUCUCUUUCGCUUUUAAAAUGGAGGCUGUGUGAAGUCUGUAGAUCAUAUUUUUUCUUAAGUAACUAUUGUCUUUAAAUGCUUUAACUGCUUAUGCUGGCUUGCCCACACUAAGAGAUAACGAUAAAUAUAUACAUAUUGAUGACUAUAUUGUUAGGAUUAAGUAGUCGUACAUGUGUGUUUUUUUGUUUAAACAAUACAAUUAUUAGCUAGCUACUAUGUGGUAGUAGCUCUGCAGAUUUGUUUACAGGUAAUUCUUUGGUUGAAUCUUUGUUGAAUCAAAAUUUGUGCAAUUUUAAUGCAUCCACACAACAAUAGUGUUUUGGGGCCUCUGAAAAUACUUGUGUAACGUUAUAUGCUUUUGUGUGUGUGUGUGUUUGUGU
Messenger RNA from Danio rerio (zebrafish), 4024 nucleotides. The record is from RefSeq and is a predicted model, not a curated record. Lineage: Eukaryota; Metazoa; Chordata; Actinopteri; Cypriniformes; Danionidae.